UCUGCACCAUGGAUACUAUCUUGUAACACCAUGUUUGACACGCAGCAGUGUGUAACAUGUCCAUGGAUACUAUCUUGUAACACCAUGUUUGACACACAGCAGUCUGUAACAUGUCCAUGGAUACUAUCUUGUAACACCAUGUUUGACACGCAGCAGUCUGUACCAGGAGGGGGCGGGGCUACAGAUUUAAACCUUCUGAUCAUGAGCAGGACCAUGAUUGGUCAAACGUUCGUCUCCUCCGACUGCACAGAAAUCACCUCCGUUUCCUCCGUCUCGUGACGUCUCCUGCAGUAAUCUGAGGCAACACAAAUACUCAACUUUUUGGCGUAAAGGUGGAUCUGGUAGCCCACGCCCACGGCCACCAUGACGCCCACCACCACGCAGAGGGCGGUGCUAAACAUCCACAUGGCGUCCGUAGCGCGUCUCACCACCGGGCUGCGCCUCACGCCGUCUGACCAAUCACAAGGAGGUCAAGGUUAGCGAGCGCCCGGGACCGCCUUGGCCACACCCACCGGCGUGCACACGGGAACCUUGGUGCUGGGAGUCCCCUGAGAGCUGAACCAAAGACUGUAGGACGCCUGGUCUUCUUGGGUGUCCACCUCGCUCACCGUCAGACUGAACUUUCCCGAAAUGUGAGCGUCGGCCGACAUGGUCACACGGUCCUUGUCCACCUUCUCCUGGUCAUCUGACGUGGUCACAUUGUCCACCUUCCCUCCCGCCCAGCUGGACCCGAGGACCACUUGGCCGUCCCUGCGCCACUCCACGGAGGCGUGGGUGGAGUUGGCGGCGUCCGGGUAGAAGCAAGGCAGCGACAGAGGUCGGCCCACGAUUCCCAGCACGCACUGGUCCCCUGCGGAGACGCGGCGUGCACACGGGAACCUUGGUGCUGGGAGUCCCCUGAGAGCUGAACCAAAGACUGUAGGACGCCUGGUCUUCUUGGGUGUCCACCUCGCUCACCGUCAGACUGAACUUUCCCGAAAUGUGGACCCGAGGACCACUUGGCCGUCCCUGCGCCACUCCACGGAGGCGUGGGUGGAGUUGGCGGCGUCCGGGUAGAAGCAAGGCAGCGACAGAGGUCGGCCCACGAUUCCCAGCACGCACUGGUCCCCUGCGGAGACGCGGGCACCUUUCCAACAUGGCGGCGUUGAGGAAGCUCCUCAUGCUACACCGACUUUUCCCGCUCCGCAACAGCCUGAGGGGAGCUUCCACCUGCGGCCCCCCGGGGAUGAGCUGCCUUCCCCGGCCGGGAGGUUCCUACGUGCCGCACUGCAGCAGAGCGUUUGUCCUUUCCGGCUGCGCCCUCAAACACACACAAGACCUGACUGGACCUUUUAGCAACCAAGAAGAAGAUGAGGAUGAAGACUUCAUGGAGGAGCAGGAGGUGGAGGAGAUGUUCCAGCAGCUGCAGCCGGACAUUGUCGUCCCAGGAGCGGGGGGCCACCACCGGGUGUUUGUGGUGCACCCUGACGUCAAGUGGGGGAGCAGAAAGCAACACCUGACCACAGCCGAGCUGAUGAUGGCGGAGGCGGUGGCCCUCAUCAACACGCUGGACAAGUGGACUGUGGUGGACCAGCUGGUCAUGUCCACCAAGACUCCGGAGAAGAAGAUGAUCUUCGGCAAAGGCAACUUCCAGACCCUCACAGACAGGAUCAGGAGGACAGCGGGCGUCACGGCGGUUUUUGUCAACGUGGAGCGUCUCUCCCCGUCCUCCGAGAGAGAGUUUGAGGAGGCCUGGGGGGUGAAGGUGCUGGACCGGUACUCCGUGGUGCUCCACAUCUUCCGCUGCAACGCCAGAACUAAGGAGGCCAAGUUGCAGAUCUCUCUGGCCGAGAUCCCCCUGCUCAGGUCGCGUGUGAAGAAUGACUUCAUGAAGUUGGACCAGCAGGGCGGAGGCUCCAGAUACAUCGGAGGCUCAGGUGAGACCCAGAUGGAGAUCCAGCAGAGGCUUCUGAAGGAGCGUGAGAUGAAGAUCCGCUGUGCCCUGGACAAGCUGAAGAAGAGGAGGCACCUGCUGCGCUCCCGCAGGAGACACAAGGAGUUCCCCCUGGUGUCGGUGUUGGGCUACACUAACUGUGGUAAGACCACUCUCAUCAAGGCGCUGACGGGCGACCAGCAGCUGCAGCCCCGAGACCAGCUCUUCGCCACGCUGGACGUGACGGUCCACGCCGGUCAGCUGCCGGCUCGUGUGACGGUGCUCUUUGUGGACACCAUCGGCUUCCUGUCACAGCUGCCACACCCACUCAUUGACUCCUUCUCCGCCACGCUGGAGGACAUCAAACAGUCGGACCUGCUGGUCCACGUCCGGGACAUCAGCCACCCUGAGACCACCAACCAGAAGGCCAACGUCCUGAACGUCUUGAAGAACCUGCAAGUCCCUGAGGGCCUCCUGAGCUCCAUGAUGGAAGUCCACAACAAGAUAGACCUGGUCCACAACUACGAGGCGACGGAGGCCGACGUCUUCCCAGUCUCCGCCCUGCGUGGGCGUGGCCUGGAGGCGCUGCUGGAGGCGGUGGAGGAGCGUGUGCUGACGUCCACAGGGAAGCGCGUGCUGAGCCUGAAGGUGAAGCUGGACACGCCUCAGCUCAGCUGGCUGUACAAGGAGGCCGCCGUGCAGGACGUGAGCGUGGACGCCGACGAGGGCUCGGCCGUGGUGGAGGUGGUCAUCAGCGCCGCCGCGUACGGACGCUACAGGAAGUGUUUUGUGGACGUGUAGCGAAGUGCCACCUUUAGAGGUCACAACAUUAGGGACACUUUGAUGGAGUCACAUGACCAUUCGUCAUUUGCAACAAUCAAUAAAAAUAU
Molecule: messenger RNA, 2802 nt
Organism: Entelurus aequoreus (snake pipefish)
Lineage: Eukaryota; Metazoa; Chordata; Actinopteri; Syngnathiformes; Syngnathidae
Gene: gtpbp6
Product: GTP binding protein 6 (putative)
Exons: 16
Coding region: 980-2713 (577 amino acids)
Cellular component (GO): cytoplasm
Molecular function (GO): ribosome binding; GTP binding
Source: RefSeq, a predicted model, not a curated record